Molecule: messenger RNA, 348 nt
Organism: Parnassius apollo (apollo)
Lineage: Eukaryota; Metazoa; Arthropoda; Insecta; Lepidoptera; Papilionidae
Source: the annotation of a GenBank genome assembly
AUGGCGAGGUUGUUGAUAGUUGUGCUUGCGUUGAUUGCGGUGACGGCGGCCAAACCUGGUUACGGUUCAGGUGGAAAUUACGGUGGUGGUUUUGGACCUGGAUAUGGCAGCAGCGGCUAUGAACAACCCAGCAGCAGCUUCCAAAAUGGGCAUGGCAAUAACGGCUUCGGAGGUGGGCAUGGUCAAGGCGGCUUCGGAGGUGGACACGGCCAAGACGGCUUCGGAAGUGGACUUGGCCAAAUUGACUUUGGAAGUGGACUCGGCCAAGGCGGCUUCGAUUCUGGACACAAUAGCAACAGCUUCGGUAAUAAUGGUCAAGGUGGCCACGGAGGAUACGGCCACUUUUGA